Messenger RNA from Pedinophyceae sp. YPF-701, 924 nucleotides. The record is from the annotation of a GenBank genome assembly. NCBI's taxonomy places the organism in Eukaryota, Viridiplantae, Chlorophyta, Pedinophyceae.
AUGACGUUCAAGUUCGGGUUCGCCAAAGAGGACGCGGAAGCCGGGGCGCCCUCCAGCGACCCCGAGGACGGGGAGCUUGGCGCGGGAGCUGCCGCGCCGUACGAGCACCGGCCUGGGAGCCCUGCGGGGUGCGCGGCGCGAGCGCGAGGCAAUGAGCGGUUCGACACGGUCGCGGUCGGUCCGCAGGACCGCCCCGUCGCGAUCCUGAAGGGGCGCGUGACCGGGCAGGACGCCGCGGAGCUCCUGGGCGCAGCGUGCGAGGCUUCGGACCUCGUGGCGGGCCGGUACGAGGGGGGCUUCAAGCUGUGGGAGUGCAGCGUCGACCUGGCGAACGUGCUCUGCGAGCGGUGGGAGCUGGCCGGCUGCGGCGGCGCACCAGGCCUGCCGCGCACACCUUCGCGCGCGCUCGCGGGGCGCAGCGUCGUCGAGCUGGGCUGCGGGCACGCCGUCCCAGGCAUACUCGCGCUGCUCGGAGGCGCGGAGACCGUCGUUUUGCAGGACUUCAACCCCGAGGUCGUGCGCGCGCUCGUCGUGCCCAACUGCGAAGCCAACGCGGCGCGGCUGGCCGCCGAGGGGGCGCAGCUGCCCCGGGAAACGCGCUUCCUCUCCGGGGACUGGGGCCAGCUCGACGACCUCCUGCUCCGGGGCGCCACUGCGGGCGGCUUCGACCUCGUGCUGGCGUCGGAGACGGUGUACGCGGAAGCGGCCGCGCGGCGGUUUUACCGGCUUCUUACGAAGGUGCUGAAGCGGCCGGGCGGCGAGGCGUACGUGGCGGGGAAGGCGUACUACUUCGGCGUCGGCGGAGGCACGCAGGCGUUCGAGGAGCUCGUGCGGCGCGGGGGCGUCCUGGGGUGCGAGGUGGUGUGGCGGUGCGACGACGGGCGCAGCAACGUCCGGGAGGUUCUGCGGCUCUGGCCGCUGUGA